This is a messenger RNA of Aspergillus aculeatus ATCC 16872, 1275 nucleotides long. RefSeq names its product sphingosine hydroxylase (gene sur2). Gene Ontology annotation, biological process: lipid biosynthetic process. The record is from RefSeq and is a predicted model, not a curated record. The transcript is spliced from 2 exons. Gene Ontology annotation, molecular function: oxidoreductase activity; iron ion binding. Lineage: Eukaryota; Fungi; Ascomycota; Eurotiomycetes; Eurotiales; Aspergillaceae. The coding region runs from base 1 to 1275 and encodes 424 amino acids.
AUGGCUACCAAUGCCUCGGUCGUCUUCGAGCUUCCGCCUCUUCCGACCUAUACCCUGACUCCGCGUCCUCCACUUCUCGACCCCAUUCCGGACAACCUCCUCGCCCUCAUGCUUCCCAUUAUUGCCUACUGGGCUCUGUCGAUGGUCUAUCACUACAUCGAUGUCAACGACUACUUCCCGCAAUACCGUCUUCACACACCCGCGGAAGUCUUGAAGCGAAAUCAUGUCACGCGCUGGGAGGUGGUGAGGGAUGUCAUUCUUCAGCAAGUCAUUCAAACCAUGGCCGGUUUGGCUGUCGCAUAUUUCGAUGACCCGGAGUACUUGGGCAAGGAUGAAUACAAUGUUGCGGUUUGGGCUCGUCGACUUCGUCUGGCGCAGAAGGCUCUCCCUCAGCUGCUGGCCCUGGUCGGGAUCGACGCAUUGGGUCUUAGCAAGAACCUGUCGCAGAAUGGCUGGUCAAUGCUGGGAGGAGCCGUAGCCGGUGGGCGCUACCCGGGAUGCACUCAGUCGAUGAUUUUGGACAGCGGAGUGGAAGCCGUGGUUCCGGCUUUCACCAACUGGGAGCUGUCAGCGGCCAGUGCCCUCUACUGGUACCUCAUCCCUGCCUUGCAAUUCGUGUGGGCCGUCUGUGUGGUCGACACCUGGCAGUAUUUCCUGCACCGCGCCAUGCACAUGAACCGCUGGCUCUAUGUGACCUUCCAUUCCCGCCACCAUCGCUUGUAUGUUCCGUAUGCGUUCGGAGCUCUGUACAACCACCCCGUCGAAGGUUUUCUGCUUGAUACGGCUGGCACUGGGGUUGCAUUCCUCACGGCUGGCAUGAGCAACCGUCAGGGCAUGUGGUUCUUCACUUUCUCCACCAUCAAAACCGUGGAUGAUCACUGCGGCUACGCUUUUCCUUGGGACCCAUUGCAGCACUUUACCUCCAACAACGCGGCCUACCAUGAUAUCCACCACCAAAGCUGGGGCAUCAAAACCAACUUCUCGCAGCCCUUCUUUACCAUCUGGGAUCGUCUCUUCAAAACUCGGUGGGAAGGUGACGUUAAGCUUCGCUAUGAGCGAUCCCGCGAAGCUGCCCAGAAGAAGGUGGAUAACGAAGCUGCCGGCAUCGCCAACGAAAGCAGCGACCCGACCUCUUCCGGGACCUCAACUCCCACACUCGGCCGGACAUCCGAUGAAUCGACCUCACGUCCUCGACGCAGAAAAACUGUGACUCUCUCACCCCACGUCGAUGGAUUCAAGGGCGUGAGUCACGGGGUCGCCAGCAGCGUCCUCUAA